Messenger RNA from Aaosphaeria arxii CBS 175.79, 1005 nucleotides. RefSeq lists its product as uncharacterized. The record is from RefSeq and is a predicted model, not a curated record. NCBI's taxonomy places the organism in Eukaryota, Fungi, Ascomycota, Dothideomycetes, Pleosporales. Gene Ontology annotation, molecular function: metallodipeptidase activity. The transcript is spliced from 2 exons. The coding region runs from base 1 to 1005 and encodes 334 amino acids. Gene Ontology annotation, biological process: proteolysis.
AUGGUUUCAGAAACAGAGGCACGGGAAAUAUUUGAGUCGAACAUUCAUUUCGAUGGGUUGAACAUCUGCAAGUUCUCCCCUGAGAUAUUUCAGGCUUGGCGGGAUGGUGGUAUCGAUGGUGUCUCAUGCACCUGUGGACUAUGGGAAGGUUUCCGGGAAUCCAUUGCGAAUGUGGUUCAAUGGAAGAAAUGGUUCGAAGAGCACUCAGACCUCAUAACCCAGGCACACACUGUUCAGGAUAUCCGAAAUGCCAAGCUUGCCGGGAAGACUGCCGUAUUAUUGAGUUGGCAAAACACUGCCGGCAUCGAGGACAAACUUGAUUACCUCCGUGUCUUCAGGGACCUUGGCGUGCGGAAAAUGCAGCUCACGUACAAUACGCAAAACUACUCUGGAUGUGGCUACACGGAGAUCAAUGAUGGCGGGUUGACGGGUUUCGGCCGCGAGGUAGUGGAUGAAAUGGCGAAGUUGGGAAUCGUGUGCGACUUGAGUCACGUCGGGCCAAAGACAUCUCGAGACGUGAUUGAGUAUGCUCCUGCGGGCAAGCCGCCGUGCUUCUCGCACGUUCUGCCAAGUGGGAUGAAAGAGCACCCACGCAAUAAGUCAGACGAGUUGAUCAAGCUCAUCGGUUCCAAGGGCGGGUUUGUGGGGCUAUCGCAAUUUGGGCCGCACAUGAAGAAGGGGAAUGAGAGCACGAUUGACGAUUACGUCGAGGCAGUGGAUUACAUCAUUGGGCUCAUUGGAGAGGAUCUCGUGGGUAUCGGCAGUGACUCUUCCGAAGGCCAUGGACGACCAAGCGAUUUCAUGGCAUGGUGCAAUAUGGACAAAGGCUAUGCUAGGAAGCUUACGCCUUGGGGUAGUCAAAAAGUUGUUAAACCUCUUGGCCCACUUGCGGAGAGACAAGAACUAGCACAGGCAAUGGCUAGAGCGGGAUGGAGCAAAGAGAAGAUGGUAAAAGUUUUAGGCGAGAACUGGCUCCGUUACUUGGAGAAGAUCUUCGGUCAAUAA